This is a messenger RNA of Meloidogyne enterolobii, 593 nucleotides long. Lineage: Eukaryota; Metazoa; Nematoda; Chromadorea; Rhabditida; Meloidogynidae. The record is from the annotation of a GenBank genome assembly.
CGACACAAUGUAACGGAGUUCAGAUAUUUCUUUUUCUGGAAAUAAUUAGGUUGGGUCGCCUAGUGCAGUUUGUUUCAUUUCGAGAACUACAUCGACUUGUGUUUCGGAAUGCCAAGGUAACUUUGAACGAAGAAUCAUAUCAACAAUCAUAUAAAUCCAACAUUCGCAGUCAUCCUUUCUGUCGAACUCAAAACCUUUAUGCAGGGCGAGGGAAAUCUAACCUGAAAAUCUACGAAAUGACCUAAAAAUCUAAAACUACGAGAUCAGAGGUCGCCCUGCAUAGAGGUUUUGAGUUCGACAGAAAGGAUGACUGCGAAUGUUGGAUUUAUAUGAUUGUUGAUAUGAUUCUUCGUUCAAAAUUACCUUGGCAUUCCGAAACACAAGUCGAUGUAGUUCUCGAAAUGAAACAAACUGCACUAAACGACCCAACCAAAUUAUUUCCAGAAAAAGAAAUAUCUGAACUCCGUUACAUUGUGUCGUAUUUGGCUAAGCUUCAUUAUGUUGACAAAAUCGACUAUGAUUGGAUGGUUACGAUGAUUAAGCGAGUUGCUAAAAGAAAAAGGUGUAGCUUAAAGCUACACCUUUUCGAUUGA